Molecule: messenger RNA, 1712 nt
Organism: Ostrinia nubilalis (European corn borer)
Lineage: Eukaryota; Metazoa; Arthropoda; Insecta; Lepidoptera; Crambidae
Gene: lqfR
Product: clathrin interactor 1
Exons: 12
Coding region: 132-1712 (526 amino acids)
Biological process (GO): endocytosis
Cellular component (GO): plasma membrane; clathrin vesicle coat; endosome
Molecular function (GO): clathrin binding; phospholipid binding
Source: RefSeq, a predicted model, not a curated record
UAUCUGUCGCCAUUUUGCAAGAAUGUCAGCCAAAUCAUCAGCUCGCGUUCAAUGUUAAUUUUUAUGUUAUUCUACGUGCAAAUACAGUGAUUUUGGUUUUUGAUACAUCUGCAUAAGUUCUUUUAUUAAAAAUGGAUCGUUUCAUCAGUAUGUGGAAGGUUCGGGAGUUGGCGGAUAAAGUCACAAAUGUAGUUAUGAACUACACAGAGGUCGAAGGCAAGGUCCGCGAGGCCACGUCCGACGAGGCCUGGGGUCCCACAGGCCAGCAGAUGCAGGAGCUGGCCCUAGCCACGUUCACGUACGAGCACUUCCCCGAGGUCAUGUCGAUGCUGUGGCGCCGCAUGCUGCACGACAACCGGGCGCACUGGCGCCGCACCUACAAGUGCCUGCUUCUACUAAGCUACCUGGUACGCAACGGCUCCGAGCGCGUGGUGACGUCAGCGCGGGAACACAUCUACGACCUGCGCUCGCUGGAGAACUACACAUACGUCGACGAUAUCGGCAAGGAUCAGGGUAUAAACGUGAGGCACAAAGUGCGAGAGCUCAUCGACUUCAUACAGGACGACGAAAAACUUCGCGAGGAAAGGAAAAAGGCGAAGAAAAACAAAGACAAAUACAUCGGCAUGUCUUCGGAAGCGGCCGUGAUGGGAACCCGCGGCUCGGGCGGCUGGGGCGAGUACAGCGACCGCUCGGGAUCCAACUGGGAUGAGCCCAAAGAACGGAGAGAGGAUGAAGACGACUACGAGAGAGAAGACUCAGACGGCGAGUACGGACACAGGAAACCUAACAAAGAGAACGUAUACCGCGACGCAGAAGUAGUAUCAACUAGUCCGGCGCGGCGCUCGCCCGACGCGGCGCGUUCCCUCAACAUCAGCCUCAAGAGUCCCGCCAAGGCCAAGCCCACCACGCCUGUCAAGAAGAUCGAUCUGGGUGCAGCAGCGACAUACGGCAAGACCGCUCCGACGCCGGCACCAACUCCCGCCACCAACAACUCGCAGGAACUAAUCGACGACCUGUUCAAGACUUGUGCGCCUACGCCGAGCAGUGGCAGCGCGUCGCUAGUGCUAGAAGAUGACUUUGACCCGAGUGGGAGGGAGGAAAACUUUAACUCACAGUACGUGGGCGGGAAGACGACUUUGACCAUAGUUGCACCAACUCCCGCCACCAACAACUCGCAGGAACUAAUCGACGACCUGUUCAAGACUUGUGCGCCUACGCCGAGCAGUGGGAGCGCGUCGCUAGUGCUGGAAGACGACUUUGACCCGAGAGCGGGCGAGCCAAAACCAGCGCCCAAAGACAACAGCGACUUUGGCGAGUUCACAGACGCGUUCGGAGCGCCGCCAGACUCCAACGAUGGCUUCGCGGACUUCUCAAGCGCAUUCACCAGCGCCCCAGCCCCUAAUCCAGCCCCCCUAUCAAUGGGGGCAGCCCCAUUAUCGAUGGGGGCGGCCCCAUUAUCCAUGGGGGCGGCGCCAUUAUCGAUGGGGGCGCCUCUUUCGCUCGGAACGCCGAUGUCAAUGAACACAGCCAACUUGAUAUCGGUGAACGCGCCCAGUUUGCAGCCGAUGUCUAUGCCUGUACAGAAUUCUGCGGCGUCGAACCUGGACCUCCUGAGCGAUCUGUCCACGCCACCGCUAGCGCCAACGCUCAGCCCAUUAGAAGCGGCGCCUGCGCAGCUUGCCGCUGCGCUGCCGCCCGCGCCCGGUCAGUAA